Molecule: messenger RNA, 2251 nt
Organism: Hypomesus transpacificus
Lineage: Eukaryota; Metazoa; Chordata; Actinopteri; Osmeriformes; Osmeridae
Gene: hapln4
Product: hyaluronan and proteoglycan link protein 4
Exons: 5
Coding region: 218-1387 (389 amino acids)
Biological process (GO): cell adhesion
Molecular function (GO): hyaluronic acid binding
Source: RefSeq, a predicted model, not a curated record
GUCAUUAUGCUGAAAAUGAGGUACGUGGGACUCGUCCCACUUUCCUGAAGAUUCAGUCCGUCAGCAGUUCUCCUGCAUUGCCAUAAUCAAACAGCAAUCGGACAAGAAACGGCUACCGCAGUAGAGAGGGAUCCGAGUCAACUACUGCACCACUGGCCCAUCCGAAGCACACAGUUUACGACGGCACAUCUAACUUCGUCCAGAAAGUAUUGUAUUUAUGAUGAUGAUGUUCACCAAAGCCCCGGUCCUGACCACGGGGAUAGUGGCUUUCACCUGUCUACUCGCCACCCUGUCCGUGACCUCCCUCCCAGCAGAGAAAGGGAGGAGGAGGGUGGUCCACGUCCUCGAGGACGAGACGGGGGCUGUGAUCGUGCAGACGGCUCCCGGUAAGGUGAUCAGUCACCGCGGGGGCUCCAUCACCCUGCCCUGCCGGUUCCACCACGAGCCCGAGAACUCCGACCCGGACCGUGUCCGCAUCAAGUGGACCAAGGUGACGGACGCGCUGCAGUUCGUGGACGUGUUUGUGGCGCUGGGCCGCCAGCAGAGGGCGUUCGGGGGCUACCUGGGACGGGUUUCCCUGGAGCAGGCGGGCCCGGAGGACGCCUCCGUGGUCGUCCACAACGUCACGUUGGACGACUACGGGCGCUACGAGUGCGAGGUGACCAACGACAUGGAGGACGACACGGGAUUCGUUAACCUCGACCUUGAAGGCGUGGUGUUUCCCUACUACACUCCAGUGGGGCGCUACAAGCUCAACUACCUGCAGGCAGAGGAGGCGUGCAGAGGGCAGGAUGCCAUCCUGGCCUCCCAUUCCCAGCUGCACAAGGCCUGGCUGGAGGGGCUGGACUGGUGCAACGCCGGCUGGCUGGAGGAUGGCUCGGUCCAGUACCCCAUCUCCCACCCCCGGGACGAGUGCGGCAGGAAGGACAACCCUGCGGGGGUCCGUAACUACGGUUACAGACACAAGGAGGACGAGCGCUACGACGCCUUCUGCUUCACCUCCAACCUUAACGGCAAGGUUUACUUCCUAAAGCGCUUUAAGAAGGUGAAUUACGCCGAGGCUGUGAAGGCUUGCCUGCGCGACGGCUCGUCCGUGGCCAAGGUGGGGCAUCUGUACGCCGCCUGGAAGCUCCAGCUGCUGGAUCGCUGCGAGGCCGGCUGGCUGGAGGACGGCAGCAUCCGGUACCCCAUAGUAAACCCCCGCUCCCGCUGUGGCGGAGCCCAGCCCGGCGUCCGUAACCUGGGCUUCCCCGAUAAGAAGUUCCGCCUCUACGGGGUCUUUUGCUUCCGCAAGAACAAAGAGGGUGAGGACCCCAGGCCCACAAGGCUCCCGCCGCUGAGGAGCGGCAGCAACGACCUCCCCGUGAACACAACCAGGUCCAUCUAGAGCGGAGAGGCUAGGCACAAAACCAACACAGCAACUCAAUCCAUGGCUUCUUUCGAAAACGCAUACUGACGAGACUAAUUCUUGAGAUUUGCCAGGGAGAAGCGUGGCGGUGUUAAAUCAGAGGUGAUGUCUUGUUUCUGUCUUCUGGUAAAUGGGGUGUCAGACAGUCCGUCAUCGUAGGAGCGAGAGAGUCUCUGCUAUCAUCGCUGGCUACCACAAGCUUAAAUACAACUGAUUAGAACCCAGGCACAUCCGGUUAGAAAGCCGUUUAUUACUUUCCUGGUUCAUCACAUUGUGUGCCUGUGUGUGUGUGUGUUCGCCUUACACAGUGUGUUUUGUCCCUGUGGGUUUGAGGGAAAAAAAGAGAGUUUUCUAGUGAUAAAAGAGAAAUAAAAUACUCUGAACAACCAGAGAGACAUUAAUUAGCAGCCAGCACAGACAAACAGGCAGGCAGGCAAGCAGGCAGAUAGAGGAGUGGCUGUUUAAAAUACGCCGUCAGAGGUCUGAUCAAGACAGACAUAAUUAGCUACAAACCCAAUUCAUGCUCAUGCAGCCCACUGUAGUGUCAGGGACCAGCAUGAGAUUUGGCAGAGAAUGGCAUGGCUUUUCACCCGACCAAUGAAGCCUCAUCCAUUUGGUUGCCAGGUUUGACCCGUAACCCCCCUCCUCAACAUGCAUGUAGAAGAGUUACAACAUUGGCAUAGAUUACCAGAAUACAAAAAGCUUAAAAUUGGAGAAUAUUACUCUUGCCCUUUGCUUUCUCCCCAGCCGGCUCUACUAAGCUGGCUCUCCUAAGCCGGCUCUCUUACAUUAGCCUGAGUCCAGCCAGCAUGUUCUGUGGGACUGCAGGCUGAGAUACCUGAA